AUGGAUAGGUAUCUAACAACAGUGUCUAAUAAAAAAGAUGCUCAAGACUCUCAAGGAAGCGAAAGCAGUCUACCGGUGGUGGAAGAGUCUGAAAAUAGAUUUCAGUCUGAAAAAAAAUACAAUCAAAAAUUUAAAGCUUCCUUGCUGACAAGCUACCCCUGGCUAGAAGAGUAUCAAGACACCCAAUCGACCCAAUGCAAUGCAAUUGCCAAAUGCAAAGUUUGCAACACUAAUAUUGUAGGAAGUUUGUCUCACAUAAAAAGGCAUGAAAAGACAUCCGUUCACACUAAAAAAAUGAAAACUUACAAAACUACUCCCUCUGUUUUAAAUGCAUUUCAGGACAAUAACUCGAGUGAGCGAAAAUAUUUAAGACGAGUUAAGGAAGUAGAAGUAAAAAUAGUGGCAUUCCUAGCUGAAAAUAAUUUACCAUUUUCAUUGGUAAACAAUUUUGUUCCUUUCAUUGGGUCAGUAGCACCUGAAUCAAAAAUAUUAAAAGAUAUACACAUAAAACGUGUAAAAGCAGCACAAAUUUGUAAUGCAGUUAUUGGAGCAAAUCAUGAAAAAGAGGUAGCCAAGGAUCUUCAAGUUUCUAAUUUUUCACUUAUAAUUGACGAGACCACUGAUAUCAGCUCCAAAAAAUGUCUUGCUGUUGUUGCUAGGUAUUAUAAAAAUGGAGUAAUUUCAGAUGUAUUUUUUUCUUUGAUUGAGUUAGAAUCAGGAACGUCAGAAUCUGUUUUUAAAUCUGUGAUGGAUUUAUUAAAUAAAUAUAAAAUACCAGUGAAAAACCUAACAGGAAUUGGUGCAGAUAAUUGCAAUGUUAUGAUGGGGAACGUUGCAGGUUUUAAGGCACUUUUACAAAAAGUAAACAAUUCAGCUAAAGUUAUUGGAUGUACAUGCCAUUCUUUAAAUCUGUGUUCAUCUUAUGCUUGUAACAAAUUGCCAAAAAGUAUGAAAUACUUUUCCAGAGAUAUUUAUAAUUAUUUUGCUCACAGUUCUAAAAAAUUGCAAGAACUAAAAGAGUGUCAGAUAUUUGCUGAAGAAAAACCACAUAAAAUCUUAAAACUGGCAAAUACUCGAUGGUUGUCACUUGAAAUGGUGGUUAAUCGCAUACUAGAACAUUGGAACUCCUUGACGUUAUUUUUUCAAUGA
Psylliodes chrysocephalus is the source of this 1149-nucleotide messenger RNA. The record is from the annotation of a GenBank genome assembly. Lineage: Eukaryota; Metazoa; Arthropoda; Insecta; Coleoptera; Chrysomelidae.